CACCCCCCUCAAGUGUUCUUGAGUGUGUAGGGGGCGCCUUUGAACUCCCGGGGGUGCUCCUGGGGCCACGGUCCAGUCGGAGCUGCGGGUGGGGGCUGGGUCCGGCCUGACCUUUCUUCACCCUAAUUGGCACAUGGUCGGCCACUGAACUCCGCCUCCAGGAAGCGGGUCGGCCGCGGAUAAGCUGCACCCCCACCCCAAGCCACCCCAGCCACUUCCUCAGGGCCCGCGGCCCUUUAUCGGAGGACCUGAGAGAUUUGCAUUGGGGCCCGCGGAGGAACCGCUUCCCGGUCAGCGGGCGAGGCCGGAGCCAGGCGCUGGCCGGAGCAGCCCAGGCCGCACCCCGCGGGGCUCCCGGGGGAGGGCGAUCUGCAUGCCCAGCGCGCUCCUGCGCCAUGGACCGCGGCCAGCCCAGCCUGGAACCCGCGGCCGCGGCCGCCCGAGCCUCGGGUCCGUGUGUGAUCGCGCCCGUGCGCGCCGUGCUCCGCCUCCGCCGCCGGGUGUGCGUCCUGCGCCAGCGGCGCCUCCUGCCGCCCGGCGCGGGGCCCGUCGCCGGGAGCGGGGCGCCCAGGCUGGGCUGCAGCUCCGGGGCGUCGCACGCAAACCUAGACCAGCCACAAUUCUUCACCUUCGAUGGCCCGGUGGAGCUGUCCUCGAGGACGCCGCGCAAGAGGCGCCGGCGCAGCCGCGUGGUGCUUUACCCGGAGACCUCACGCAAAUGUCGGCCGCGAGUGGAGCGCAGGAGCCGCGCGCAGCGCUGCCUGCUGCUGCUCGUCGCCAUCGUGGGCUUCCAGGUACUCAACGCCAUCGAGAACCUGGACGAUAACGCACAGCGCUACGACCUCGACGGGCUGGAGAAGACACUGCAGCGCACCGUGUUCGGCCAGCCGGCCGCCGUGGGGCGCAUCGUGGCGCUGAUGCGAGACUACUUGGCCACGCACGUGCACAGUCGUCCGCUCCUCCUGGCGCUGCACGGGCCCAGCGGCGUGGGCAAGAGCCACGUGGGCCGCCUGCUGGCACGCCACUUCCGCGCCGUGCUCGAGGACGGAGCGCUCGUGCUGCAGUACCACGCGGGGCACCACUGCCCCGAGCCGCGCGCCCCGCAGGACUGCCGCGAGGAGCUGGCGCGGCGCGUGGCCGACGUGGUGGCGCGGGCCGAGGCGGAGGAGAAGACCCCACUCUUGGUGCUGGACGAGGUGGAGCUCAUGCCGCCGCCGCUGCUGGACGAGCUUCACAGCUUCCUGCAGCCGCAGCGCUCCCACCACUUCCACAACGCCAUCUACGUGCUCCUCAGCCGCGCUGGGGGCGCCGAGAUCACGCGCUUUGUGCUGCAGAACGCGUCCCGCGCGCUGUCCCUGCGCCCCGACGGCGCCCAUGGGGCCGGGGCCGCAGCAGCACAGGCCGAGGAGGACCUGCGCGCCAGCCUGCGAGCACUCCUGGCGCGCGACCACCCGCUGUGGCAGGCCGCGGCCAUUGUGCCCUUCCUGCUGCUGGACAAGCGGGACGUGGUCAGCUGCUUCCGCGACGAGAUGGCCGGCGAGGGCUUCUUUCCGGAGCAGGCCCGCGCCGAGCGCCUGGCCACGCAGCUCAGCUACUACCGGGUUGCCGACCGUGAGUUUGCGGUCACUGGCUGCAAGCAGGUGGUGGCCAAGGUGAACCUCUUGUAGCCUGGGCACAGGCU
This is a messenger RNA of Propithecus coquereli (Coquerel's sifaka), 1681 nucleotides long. It is a transcript of the gene TOR4A, whose product is annotated as torsin family 4, member A. The record is from RefSeq and is a predicted model, not a curated record. Gene Ontology annotation, molecular function: ATP binding; ATP hydrolysis activity. Gene Ontology annotation, cellular component: endoplasmic reticulum lumen; nuclear envelope. Lineage: Eukaryota; Metazoa; Chordata; Mammalia; Primates; Indriidae. Bases 396 to 1667 code for a protein of 423 amino acids. The transcript has 2 exons.